Molecule: messenger RNA, 1503 nt
Organism: Aaosphaeria arxii CBS 175.79
Lineage: Eukaryota; Fungi; Ascomycota; Dothideomycetes; Pleosporales
Product: MFS general substrate transporter
Exons: 7
Coding region: 1-1503 (500 amino acids)
Biological process (GO): transmembrane transport
Cellular component (GO): membrane
Molecular function (GO): transmembrane transporter activity
Source: RefSeq, a predicted model, not a curated record
AUGUCUGAGCAAGUCUUUGCGUCGAAUGAGAAGAGCGAACAGGCUCUAUACGAGUCAAAUUCGGUGCCUGGCGAGGGUAGCGACCAGGCCUCCGAUGGCUUUACCUGGACCGAUGAAGAGGAAAAGGCAGUCCGAUUAAAGUUGGACAAGUACAUUAUACCUUUGACGACCUUCCUCUAUCUGCUAUGUUUCCUCGACCGUGCCAAUGUUGGCAAUGCUCGUAUCCAGGGUAUGGCUGAUGAGCUCAAGCUUGUGGGAUACCGCUUCAACUGGGUCACCUCCAUCUUUUACAUUGUCUACAUGUUUGUUGAAGUACCAAGCAAUAUCCUGCUCAAGAUUAUUGGGCCGAAGUAUUAUCUACCGCUACUUGUCGUUGGCUUCGGUUUUGUGUCGCUUUGCUCCGCCUUCGUAACAAGCUACGGCGGGCUUUUGACGGCUCGAGCAUUCUUGGGCGUCUUCGAAGGAGGCGUCAUGCCGGGAAUCGCUUUCUUCAUCACUUGCUUCUAUAAGCGAGAGGAGCUUUUGCUCCGUGUAGGUAUUUACGUUUCCGCUGCAUCUCUCGCAGGUGCUUUUGGAGGCCUGUUGGCGACCGGUCUCGCACGCAUUCCGGAAUGGGGCGUGGCAAGCAUGCGAAUCCACACCUGGCGCAAUAUUUUCUUCUUCGAAGGCCUCUUCACGGUGCUUGUUGGCCUGGGAGCACCUUUCCUCAUGCCCACUCAUCCUGCGGAUACCUGGUUCCUCAACGAACGCGAACGCAGAAUUGCGGCCGAGAGGCUGAUCAUGAAGAAUGCGGGGUUGGAGAACGAAAAGGUUGAGUUACACCACAUCAGCAGGUCUUUCUUCAACAUCAACAACUACAUCUGUGCCUUGGGUUUCUUUGCCAUCAAUAUCACUGUACAAGGCAUUUCGCUAUUCAUGCCCACUAUUCUCAGGGAUCUCGGCUGGACUGCUACCAAGGCCCAGCUUUACUCCGUCCCUCCCUACGUAUGCGCUUGCUUGGUAGCCAUCGCUGUCGCCUUCGUUUCCGACAAGACGAAUCGUCGUGGUAUUUAUCUCGCUUGCUUCACAUUCCUCGCUAUCACCGGCUUUGCCAUCAUGAGGUGGGCAACCAACCCCAACAUUCGAUAUAUGGGCGUCUUCUUUAUUACUCUUGGCGCUUUCCCCGGAGGCCCAGGGUUUUUAUCUUGGGCUAUGAACAACGCAAGUGGGCCAGCUGUUCGGGCUGUUUCCAGCGCUUAUGUCGUCACUUUGGGCACAGCUGGAGGAAUUGUAGCCACCUGGACAUACACGUUGAAAGAUGCACCCAAAUACCCGACGGGACACACUAUCAACCUCGCUGGACAAAUAUUCGUCUGUCUACUUGCUACAGGAGGCAUCCUAUACUGCAAGUGGGAGAACAAGCAGCGCGACCUCGGCAGGCGUGAUCAUCGCCUCAAUGGCUUGAAUGAGGCACAGAUCAAGGACUUGGGUUACAGGCACCCUCUUUUCCGCUACAUCACUUAG